This is a messenger RNA of Hyalella azteca, 401 nucleotides long. Its product is annotated as band 7 protein AAEL010189-like. Lineage: Eukaryota; Metazoa; Arthropoda; Malacostraca; Amphipoda; Hyalellidae. The annotation marks the transcript as partial. Gene Ontology annotation, cellular component: plasma membrane. The transcript has 3 exons. The record is from RefSeq and is a predicted model, not a curated record.
UUUGUGGGGGUGGGGAUGACACGGAGCCCCUACUGCCCCGGUCCCCCUCCCCGCAAGCGGUGCGUCGGUCAGUAUGGCGGGAGACGUGCGACGCGACGCGCUGCCUCAGCGCCAUCGUCACGGCGCUGAGCCUCGUCUUCAUCGUCCUGACGUUCCCCUGCAGCCUGCCCUUCUGCCUCAAGCGCCUCGAGCAGUGGGAGCGCAUCGUCGUCUUCAGACUGGGGAGGCUGCGGGGGGUGUUCGGCCCCGGGCUUGUGUUCGUGAUCCCCUGGAGUGACCGGAGCAGCAGAGUGGACAUGAGGACCAAGGCCUUCUCUGUUCCUCCCCAACAGGUGAGUGUUGCUGGUGUUGCUCCCCAGCAGGUGGGUGUUGCUGGUGUUGCUAGUGUUGCUCCCCAGCAG